Messenger RNA from Prorocentrum cordatum, 1373 nucleotides. The record is from the annotation of a GenBank genome assembly. NCBI's taxonomy places the organism in Eukaryota, Dinophyceae, Prorocentrales, Prorocentraceae.
GAGCUCGAGGAGCACCUGCGCGGUUGGCAGGCGAAGCUGGCCCUCGUCGAGGAGGAGCACGCCACGCUCAGGUCAAAAAUGGACCGAGCUCGUGCCCAUACCUUGCACAGUGAGGACACGCAGAAGGCUGCACCCGCAACGGAGGUAAAGCAGGACCUGCAGAAGUCUUCUCCUGUGGCAGAGGUCUGCCAGAACGCGUCAAAGGCGACGUUUGUGACGGAGGCGAAUCAGGAUACCCAGAAGACGAUGUCUGUGCCAGAGGUCGAUGUGGCCACGCAGAAAGCUGCACCUGUGACGAACUACAGUCAGCACAUGCAGAAGGCAACACCUGUGGUGGAUGGCAAUCGCGAGGUUGAAUCUCGCAGGCUGGCAGGAGAUCUCAUGGAGGCGGUGGAGACAUCCAUAAAGAGGCGGCCGGCUUCCGCUUUAUCUAUAUCUCUCUCUCUCUCUAUCGCUCUUUGUGGACUUCCUGGAAGCUCUGGCCUUCCGCCGUCGCGGGGCUGCGGGCGCGCCUGCGGGACGGCGGCUCUGUGCUGCGCGCGUUGGCCGUGGCCGAGAAGCCCGACAUCACCUUCCUGCAGGAGCACAAGAGUCCAGGACGUACACGUGGAGGACGCGGAGAGCAACCUCCUUAGCAUCUUCGAUGCCGCGGUGCCCUCCGCGGCGCCGCACGGAGUUGCCUGGGCCGUGUCCACUGCGCGGAAGGGCUAUUCUGGGACCUGUGCCAUCUACAGCAGGCGGGCCGGCGGUGGCAUCGUGCACUCUGCCGGCGGCGAGGUCAAUGCCGCCGACAGGGCGGAGGGGCGAACGGUGAGGCUGGAUCUGGCGUGCGGCCUGUCUGUGGUGGGGGCGUAUGUGCCGAACGCUGGCGCGGGGCUCAAGAGGCUGGAGUUUCGCGUGCGCGAGUGGGACGAAGACCUGCGCUCGUAUCUGCGGCGCCUCGGCGCGGAGCGCCCAGUGCUGCUCUGCGGGGACCUGAAUAAUGUGGCCCACGAGGAUUUGGACUUCUGGAACCCAGGCGAGCCAAGGACCAAAAAGCAGGCCGGGACCAGCCCGGAAGAGCGCGCCAGCUUCGGGCGAACCCUCGGGGAGCUCGACCUGGUGGAUGCCUUCAGGUGGCGGCACCCCGACGCAGAGGGAGUCUUCACCUACUGGAGCCAGCGCAGCAGGAGCCGCGGGGCCAACAGGGGCAUGCGCCUCGACUACUUCCUGGGGAGCCGCGGCCUCUUCGGGCCCCCGGGCGGCGGCGCCCGGAGCGCCGUGGCCGUGCACGACUGCGCCGUGCUCGACGCGUUCGGCGGCAGCGACCACUGCCCGAUCUCGUGCACGCUGAGGACGGCGCCGUCGGCCGCGAGUGCGGCGGAGACCGCGGG